AUGAUUCUACGCAAUACUUAUUCGAGGUUAUCACGUAACUGUUUUGUCCCUAUUCGUAGAAUCACACAGUCUUUAACCCUUGGAAAUGACACAUCCAAGAAGAACACAGUUCCUCCACAUGAGAAUGGAUUAUACUUUGGAAAAUUCACCAAAGAAGAAUACGAAGAAGCUAAAAAAGCAAUAGAAGAACAAAUAUCAAAAUUAGAGGGCCAGAUUAAAGGUGAUUAUAAUAUUCGUGAAAAUAUAGGUAAGAUUGCCCAAUUCCCAGAACCUAGCGAUAAAUCUUCUUCACCAAAAAAAAUAAAUAAUUUGACUGAUUUAUUCCAACAAACUAUAAAAUUAACUGGCCCCUUACCAUUAAGUGCUUAUAUGAGACAAUGUCUUACACAUCCUGAAUUUGGAUAUUAUACUACGAGAAAUCCCUUGAGUUUAAGAACAGGAGAUUUUAUCACUUCACCGGAAAUUUCAUCUGUAUUUGGGGAAAUGAUUGGAAUAUGGUAUUUCAGUAUCUGGCAACAACAAAAUUAUCCAAAACAUAUAAGAUUCGUUGAAUUUGGUCCAGGUAAAGGUACUUUGAUAUUCGACGUAUUGAAAACCUUCAACAAAUUUGUGGAAAAAUUAUCCAAAGAAAAACCAACCAUUGAAAUUUCAUUGAUUGAAGCUUCGAAAGUCUUGCGUAAAGAACAAUGGAAAUUGAUGUGUGAUCCAGAACAACCUUUUGAAACAACCGAAGAAGGUUAUAACAGAUCAGUGACGAAAUGGGGGAAUGAAAUUAGUUGGUUGGAUACUGAAAAGGAUAUUAAACAUGACAAUGAAAUUGCCAACUUUAUAAUUGCUCAUGAAUUCUUUGAUGCUUUGCCUAUUAAAGGAUUUAUUCGUGAGGAGAAAGGUUGGAGAGAAUUAAUGGUUGAACACACUCCAAGUGUGAACAAUACUCAACUUAAGUUAGAGUCCAAAGAAACCCCACAAGAAGAGGACGAAUCGUUGAAUACUGAAUUCCAUUUAACCAUAGCUCCUAAAGAAACCCCAUCAUCAAUGAUACCUCAAAUAAGUAAGCGUUAUCGUGACUUACCUGUUGGAACACGAAUUGAGAUAUGUCCUGAUGCAGAAUUAUACAUUAUGAAAAUGGUUCAAUUAUUGAAUAAUUCUAACAAGGGUGCGAUUUUAGUCAUAGAUUAUGGUACUGCAAAUGAAAUACCUUCAAAUUCAUUAAGAGGGAUUCACCAACACAAGUUUGUCUCACCCUUCUGGAACCCAGGGGAAGUGGAUUUAUCAAUUGAUGUUGAUUUUGAAAAUCUCAAGUUGUUGACAAACGAUAUUGUUGAAAGUUUUGGACCAACUUCACAAGGAGACUGGUUGCAUAAUAUUGGUAUUGGUUAUAGAGUCGACCAGUUGAUCAAGAUGAAUAAUGAAGCUCCACAUGUUCAAGAUAAGAUUUAUGGGGCAUAUAGAAGAUUGACAGAUAAGGACCAAAUGGGUAAUAUUUAUAAGUUUUUAGCUCUCUUACCAAAGGGAUCAUCAGCUCCUCCUGGUUUCUAG
Messenger RNA from Candida tropicalis MYA-3404, 1539 nucleotides. RefSeq lists its product as uncharacterized. Gene Ontology annotation, molecular function: protein-arginine omega-N symmetric methyltransferase activity. Bases 1 to 1539 code for a protein of 512 amino acids. Gene Ontology annotation, biological process: mitochondrial respiratory chain complex I assembly. NCBI's taxonomy places the organism in Eukaryota, Fungi, Ascomycota, Pichiomycetes, Serinales, Debaryomycetaceae. The record is from RefSeq and is a predicted model, not a curated record. The transcript has a single exon. Gene Ontology annotation, cellular component: mitochondrion.